AGGACUCAUUUUCAUCCAUAAAGACAAGCAAAUCAAGCAACUUCAUCACCUCCGGACCUCCUUUGCAGCUUGAGCCUUCAUCCUCCACCCUCCUGCUUCUUGACAUCGCUAUAUUCCUGGUACAUAUGUAGCUAGUCUUCUCCUGCUUCAUCUUCCAUUCCGCUUUCUCACCUCUCCAUCGAGCACUUUCCACACCUUUUUGAUAUCCCAAAGCACUUACAGUCAAGACUCAAGAGUCUAGCAUCAUCUCAUGGAUCCAUCAAAGUACUGGAUGAUAUCAAGGAGGAAGCUGGGUGCAGAUCAGACGGCGCCUGCUGUCUUCAGCACGCCACACGUCACCGUCGGCGGCGGCGGUGGCAGCUCGGCCUCCUACUACGAGUCGUGGGAGGAACGCGCUUUCGCGGAGGAUUCCGCAGGAAAUCUCGGGGGUUGCAUCUGGCCACCGAGAUCUUAUUCGUGCAGUUUCUGCGCCCGAGAGUUCCGGUCGGCGCAGGCGCUCGGUGGCCACAUGAACGUCCACCGGAGGGACCGUGCAAGGCUCAAGCUCUCGGGGAUGAUGGAGGACGGUGGCAGCGACCAGGGCAUGCCACUGCAUCAAGGCUAUAUGAUCCAGCCAUGCCCACCUAAAAUUGGCGCUCCCCAGCAGCAUGCGCACGGCCCAAAACCUACUACUCCUAGCGCUGACGGUAACCCUAAUUCAAUACGGAGUGUUCUUUCGGUUCCAUCGAGAUCUUUAGUGGAUAUUGGCACAGCAAGAACCGUCUGGGGCAAGCAAGUUUUGGCUUCCCCACUCGCAUCGCCAUCGGCUACUCAAGAAUAUGGUGCGAAGGAGAUGUUUCUUCGUCCUUCCCAGCUUCCACGGGAUCAUCUAAACCAGGUAUCGUGGAUACGCUCUGAGAAAGAAUUGCGUGUUCGGAGUGCUGAAUUGAAGCUGAGUCUUUUGGGCUGCCGCACGCGAAGUAACUUUGAGGAUGAUAGCGAAGAUGAUGAUGGAAAGGCUGAUCAUUUAAGUCGCAAGAGAAGGAGAACUGAUGUGGAGGUAACCCAGUUGUUUCUGUGUUCUUCAUCUAGUAAGCAUCUGCAAAUAGACGAUCAUGAUGAUCGUGACCACCAUGCCAAGGUACUUAAACUUUGUCCCAGCUCUCCAGCUGAUGAACUAGAUCUUGAGCUUAGGCUUUGAGAAGCCCCAGAAAA
Molecule: messenger RNA, 1194 nt
Organism: Lolium perenne
Lineage: Eukaryota; Viridiplantae; Streptophyta; Magnoliopsida; Poales; Poaceae
Source: RefSeq, a predicted model, not a curated record